Pecten maximus is the source of this 1077-nucleotide messenger RNA. RefSeq names its product ribokinase-like. Lineage: Eukaryota; Metazoa; Mollusca; Bivalvia; Pectinida; Pectinidae. Gene Ontology annotation, molecular function: ribokinase activity. The coding region runs from base 90 to 1016 and encodes 308 amino acids. Gene Ontology annotation, biological process: D-ribose metabolic process. The transcript is spliced from 8 exons. The record is from RefSeq and is a predicted model, not a curated record.
GUUUCCGAAUGUUAUCUAGCACACGCACGUGAAUGACAAGGAACGCCUUCCACAACAACUUGGAUAUUUAGCGGAGUUUCUACGGAAAUAUGGACGUGACAGUCAUAGGAAGUUGCAAUACAGAUCUCAUAAGCUAUGUUCCAAGAUUACCACAACCAGGAGAGACUUUACAUGGUACCAAAUUUGCAAUAGGAUUUGGUGGAAAAGGAGCAAACCAGUGCAUUGUUGCAGCAAGAUUGGGAGCCAAAACAGCUAUGAUAGCAAAGGUUGGAGAUGACACUUUUGGAAAAGAUUACAUUCAGAAUUUUAAGGACAAUGAAGUGAUGAUAGAAUAUGUUGGAGUAACAUCUGAAGCAGGGACAGGUGUGGCGCCUAUAUGUGUGAAUCAGGAAGGUCAAAAUUCCAUAGUAAUUGUAGCUGGGGCUAACCUGCUGUUAACAGGGGAUGACAUCAGGGCUGCAGAGGAUGUUGUGAAAGAAAGCAAGAUCAUUAUUUGCCAGUUAGAAAUACCAGCACAAUCCACACUUACUGCUUUGAAACUUGCCAAAAAGCACAACGUGAUGAGUAUUUUCAACCCAGCCCCGGCACAAUCUGGACUGGCUAAUGAGCUCUUUACUGAAUGCGACAUUAUCUGUGCUAAUGAAACAGAGGCAGAAAUCCUGACAGGUUUACCUGUGAAAACUAAAGAGGAAGCCUUCAAAGCAACACUGGCUUUAUUGGACAAAGGCUGUCGAGUGGUCAUUCUUACAUUGGGUCUGAUGGGAUCAGUGUUCGCCUCAAAGGAGAACCUGACGCCGAAACAUGUACCAGCUCAAUCUGUUGCUGCUGUUGAUACAACUGGUGCUGGGGAUGCCUUUGUCGGAGCUCUGGCAUAUUAUCUUUCCAACGAACCUUCUUUGACCCUGGAAAAGAUCAUACAGAGGUCAACUGUUGUGGCCAGCAUCAGUGUCCAGUCACCCGGUACUCAAACAAGUUUUCCAUGGAAGAAAGAUCUACCAACAGAAUUGUUUAGUUAAUACUUUAGGUUUAAUGAUUUUAAAGGAAUUAUCUCAGUAAAUAAAAAGUCUAUGUAUUGUC